AAUCCUAAUUGAAUAUUAGAAAGAACUUUCCAAUCGUCCAAGGUGUUCUCCAGGGGAAUCUGGUUCCUGGGAGUUUGGUGGAGCCUCCUUCCGUCUCUGGAGGUUCAGAAGCAGAGGCUGGAUAAUGGACACCUGUCAGGAGGGCUUGCAUUGUAGAUUCCUGCCUGUCAGAAGGAGAUGGGCUAGAUGGCUGUGGGAUCCCUUUCCAACUCCAGGAUCCAUAUCUUCUCAGGUCAAGAUGCUCACGGUUUGGACCGUCCUCUUGUGUGGCCUCCUGCCCUUCCAACAAGCUGCUGCGCAAGACCUCACGUUUGGGUUGGAUUUCAAAACCCUUGAAAAAGUACUCCCUCUACAUCCCUCUGUGAUGUUCCGCUAUAAUACUCUUCUCGGAGAAGACUUACCUGAUGGCAUCCCGAAUCCAAUUGGGGUUUUCACGCCUGUGACUGAUUUUGUGCGUCGUUUCGAGGAAUUAAUCGCCGAAGCCUCUUUUCGAAGGGUGCAAUCCAAUUCCGGAGCACCCAAGCUCGUGGUUGAGAACUACAUGACUGACCCAGCUCACAUCGAGGUCUUGUCUGGGCGGGUGUCCAGAGAUCUUAAUAGAGUUUUGAGGACCCGACAGCGGAACAUGGAUACCAGCCUCUCUAACGUCUUGAACCGCCACCUUCCUGGUGUGGUGCGUUCUCGAGGGAUCUGCUUCUCUGGGGUUAUUGGCCAUCCCCUUUUAGCCUCACAGUGUGUGGCACCCUUAUCAACCCCACAAGGAAUCCAAACUUUUCAGAUAAUUAUCAACAACUAUCUGAAUUCUCCCCCUACCAAAACCAUUUGUAGCAAGCCAUAAGGAAUGCAUGCUGGACAACCUCUUCUUGGUACUGACCAAGACAGAGCUCAGUUAUUUAGGCCUCCAUUUAAUUGCUACUCCCAAUCACCACAUCUCUGAUCAUUUAGCUUCAACCCACCUGAAAGCUAAAAUAGACUCAUUUAAUGAUUUAGCUAAACGCAUCAAGAGAGCAAAUGCUGUCCUACAAAUAAAUGGGGAAUGAAGCUUUGUUCCUUCCCACUGAUCAUCUUCCUUUCUUUCGCAGCUGUAUCCAGGUAUAGAUGUUUUGUUGAAUAACUUGAACAUGCUUCUUGGCACAGUCAACAGUGUGUUGCCAGUGGGGACGCUGGGAUGGGCUCAUUAUACUCUGGCUGGGCCACCCUCGAUGAAGGAUGGACAACUUCUGCUCAAUAUGAACAUCUAUUUCAGUGAUAAUAAUGGCAACACCUUCAACCCAGUUCCAGCUGAGCCGCCCGCUCUGCCUCCAGUGACGGAUGAUACUUCCAGGCUGCUUUUAUCUCUCAAUAUCCUUCGCCCUUGGCUUGAGCUUCUUGUGAAAGGAGGACAGUUCAAUGCAGACAUCCCUCAACAAAUGCUGCCUGAUGUUGUCCCAAUGACCACUUCUGAGCUUGAGUCUAUACUAUCUGAGGUCUCUGGGCGUCUACCAGCUAACACGUCCUUGGUGGUCAGGAUGGGAGUCAUUGACACUCCAGCUGUGACUUUGCAAAAUGGGACCCUCACGGUGACCCUCAACACCACCAUGAAGUGCUCUGGUCUCACUCCGCUCCUUGUGUUGGAGGCUGACAUGAAACUGACUGGGCAGCCCAUCAUUUCGGGAACAAAGCUGCACCUCUCCUUAGCCUUAGACAGUUUUGACCUCAGACUUGUUUCCUCUGAAAUUGGUGACAUUGACGUUGGACUCCUCAAAAACUGGAUCCUGGACAUUCUUCAAAUUGCAUACAUACCUCGGCUUAAUGUUGCUCUUGACAAAGCAGCGUUGCCUCUUCCGAACAUCUUGAAUAUGGGUUAUGCUGAUGGUCAAGCCAAUAUCCUUGGGAACAUCAUCAUGGUUCCGCUGAUUCCAAAGCUUCCAUAGAUGGAUCCAUGUUGCUACAGAAGGAGCUUCAAGAUAGACCAGAUCUCCUUUCUGGCUGCUUCAUCUGCCAUCUUGCCUCCAAGUCUGAACAUGGAAGAAACCUCAGCUGUAUCCUCAUUUCAGUUUCUCUUUGAGCUGUAGACCUGCUCUGGUCCAGGGAAGAAAUAAUGCUUACCUUUGUUUCAUCUUGUCAAGGAGGGAUGUCAACUGGCUCUUCUCCAGUCAAUAAAAUAUAUCAUUUCCCAGCA
Molecule: messenger RNA, 2161 nt
Organism: Anolis carolinensis (green anole)
Lineage: Eukaryota; Metazoa; Chordata; Lepidosauria; Squamata; Anolidae
Product: BPI fold-containing family B member 3-like
Exons: 13
Coding region: 1122-1913 (263 amino acids)
Molecular function (GO): lipid binding
Source: RefSeq, a predicted model, not a curated record